This is a messenger RNA of Planococcus citri (citrus mealybug), 3653 nucleotides long. RefSeq names its product pyruvate dehydrogenase phosphatase regulatory subunit, mitochondrial. The transcript is spliced from 16 exons. Gene Ontology annotation, cellular component: mitochondrial matrix; cytoplasm; mitochondrion. The record is from RefSeq and is a predicted model, not a curated record. NCBI's taxonomy places the organism in Eukaryota, Metazoa, Arthropoda, Insecta, Hemiptera, Pseudococcidae. Bases 246 to 2930 code for a protein of 894 amino acids. Gene Ontology annotation, molecular function: protein binding; oxidoreductase activity.
GAUAACAGCGGCGUAGUUGAUAAAAUUUUUGCAUGGGAAAGGAAAAUUUUUCUUCAAAACUUAUUCAAAUUUAAAUACUUUUUGAACUAUCGAACACUCAGUUGAUCAGUUAAAGGCGAUCAUUUAGUUGUAUAGUUUGAACUCCAGCAGCAGACGUUCGAAGAACAAUUGAAAUCGUAAUGUGAUUUUCGUCGCAACACCAAGAUCUGAAUUCAAAUGGAAUUGGCAGAAACGAGCAAAAUAAGAUGAAUUUGUCAAUGUUUCGUUAUCGUAUCGGCGGUGUUUUAGAUGUGAAAAAAUGCUCAUCGACGACUAAACGAUACCUAUCUUACGACUUUUACGACGAAAACGAACUUCGAGUACCGAAAAAAGCCAGUGUUGUGAUAUGCGGCGGCGGCGUUACCGGUGCUUCGGUUGCUUACCAUUUGGCGGAAAUUGGAUGGGGUCCGCAGACGAUUGUAAUAGAUCAGGGAAAACUUGGUGGAGGAAUGACAUGGUAUUCGUCAGGAUUAGUUAGUGUGUUCAAAUCGUCGUACACUCAAGUGAAAUUAUGCCAAGCUACGUUCAAGUUGUACGAAGAAUUGGUAUCGAAAGGGCACGAUAUUGGUUGGAAGCAAUGCGGUAGUCUGAGUAUAGCUAGAACACUCGAUAGAAUGGCUGUCUUUAAGAGGAUGAAAUCUCAAACCGAAUCAUGGGGAAUCGAAUGUGAACUAGUCACGCCGCAACAAAUCGAAAAAAUAUGUCCUAUGAUAAAUUCGAGCGAUCUUAAAGGCGGAUUAUGGAUACCCAAAGAUGGUACAGCAGAUCCGUAUAAAAUCUGUUUGACUUUAUUCAAAAUUGCUCAAAGCAAAGGUGUGAAAGUAUUUGAAGAUUGUGCCAUUCAACAAGUGUUCAGCCGAGAUGGCCAUGUUCGAGCCAUCGAAAGCACCAAAGGUGUCAUAGAAUGCGACUAUUUCGUCAACUGUGGCGGUAUUUGGGCUCGAAAAAUUGGCCAGUUGAGCGAGCCUCGUGUUAAGGUACCAGUUCAUCCGGUCGAACAUUAUUAUCUCAUUACUAAACCGAUACCGGGUCUGGAUCCGUUGACUCCAGUGGUACGCGAUCAAGACGGAUACGUUUAUUUCAGAGAACACGACGGGUGUUUGUUGGCAGGCGGUUAUGAACCUCAAGCUAAACCUCUUUUCGACGAUGGGAAAAUUCCAGAACAUUUUCACACCGUUAAAAUGGAAUCUGAUUGGGAUCAUUUUUACGUAUUACUUGAACAACUCAUGAACAGGAUACCUAGUUUAGGAGAUGCUGUGAUAGAUAAGCUGAUAAACAGUCCCGAGACAUUUUCACCCGAUUGUAAAUGGAUCAUUGGUGAGGCAUCUGAGAUUCAAAACUACUUUGUCGCCGCAGGAAUGAAAACUGUUGGUAUUUCAGCUGCCGGAGGUACAGGCAAAACUAUAGUAGAUUGGAUCGUACACGGAUCACCGGAUGAUGAUUUAUACGAAUUGGAAAUCAGUCGAUUUUUAGCUUUACACAAUAAUCUGAAAUUUUUACGUGAUAGGGUGAAAGAGGUUCCUGGAUUACACUACGCGAUACCGUAUCCUCAUAUGGAAUUUAAAACUGGUAGAAAUUUACGUAUGUCUCCUAUUUACCCGAAACUCAAAGAAGCUGGAGCUGUAUUCGGACAAGUUAUGGGUUACGAAAGGCCACUAUGGUUCGAUUCGAAUUCCAUGGAAGAAAACGAAGAAAACGUUGCUGAAAUCAAACAAGUACGCAAUACGUUCUGUAAACCGGCUUAUUUCGAUGCUGUGAACGACGAAUAUACCGCUUGUCGAGAAGCAGUCGGAUUAAUCGAUUAUUCUUCGUACACCAAAAUAGAUUUAUGGUCGAAAGGCAAAGAGGUUGUCGAUGCGCUCCAAUACCUGUGCUCUAAUGACGUAGAUGUUCCUAUUGGUAGUAUUAUACACACCGGCCUUCAGAAUGAACGCGGUGGUUAUGAAAAUGAUUGCAGUCUAGUCAGAAUAGCCGAAAAUCUGUACAUGAUGAUUUCACCGACUAUUCAACAAACCAGGUGUAAAGCCUGGCUGGAGAAGCAUUUACCCAAAGAUGGGUCUGUUAAUUAUUCAGAUGUUACCUCGAUGUUCACGGCUAUCUGCAUUGUUGGACCAUUUUCGCGACAAUUAUUAGCCGAAUUGACUGAAACUGAUCUCAGUCCCAAGUCUUUUCCUUUUUUCACACAUAAGGAAAUUGACGUGGGCUUAGCAAACGGCAUAAGAACGAUGAAUAUCACCCAUACCGGCGAACUAGGAUACGUUUUGUAUAUUCCAAACGAAUUCGCUCUCCACGUCUAUAAUUGCCUUUUAGAAGCUGGUCAAAAGUAUGGUAUCAGACGUGCCGGAUAUUACGCCAUGAAAGCUUUACGAGUAGAGAAAUUUUACGCUUUUUGGGGUCAAGAUUUGGAUACGACGACUACCCCUUUGGAAUGCGGUAGAUCCUGGCGAGUGAAAUUCGACAAAGGUAUUGAUUUUAUUGGCAAAGAUGCCCUCCUGAGACAACGCGAAGAAGGCGUUAAACGUAUGUACGUGCAAUUGAUCUUGAACGAUCACGAUGCCGAAGUGGAUCCGUGGUGCUGGGGAAACGAGCCGAUUUAUAGAGAUGAUAAAUACGUUGGAGCCGUUACAACCACUAGUUACGGUUUCACGUUCAAAAAACAGGUUUGCUUGGGUUUCAUUCAAAAUCUAGAUAGUAAUAAAAGACCUUUGAUGGUAUCAAACGAUUACGUCUUGUCCGGGACGUACGAGGUUGAUAUUGCCGGCGUUAGGUAUUCAGCCAAGGUGAACUUACAUUCGCCCAUAUUACCGACCAAGUAUCCCGAUAAAGAACGUGAAUCGUAUUUCGCAACUCGUGAUAAAAUGGUACCUGAGCCUUUACUCAGACAAGUCUAAGCUGCUCAUCUUCCGAUUCCGGAGACAAGAAAAACAACGAUUUUCUCACCAGUGAUCUUUAGUAUUAUUGAUUUAUUCGAAAUUAAUUUUUGUAAGUUGUACACAAUGCGUUCAUGUGGCUAUUCUUUAAGAGCCCUAGGCUACAGUAGUCAUUUUUCAAAUUACCCUUUCUACUCUCUCACCGUUCGUAACUAUAUAUUUUGAAAGAAUUUGUGAUCUUGAAUAUGAUGGACAUUUUAAGAAACUGAAGAAGAAACGAGAAGUGCCUUGAAUUCUCAACUGAAGAAUCUUUAUCUCAUUUUAGAUACAUGUAGGUAGUUAUUGUUGUGUUUUGUUUUACAAUAAUAUGUUCUUGUAUGAUUUCUUCAAAAGUUCCUGUUUAUAACUCUUUCGAAAAAAAAAAAUUGGUUAUAAAUUAAUACCUAUUUCAUCUCAGAUAUCAACAGAAAAAAUCAGAAGGAAUGAGUUAGAAAAUGAAGUGAAACAAUACAAAAACUUUUUGAUCUUUUUUUCAAACUUGAAAUUGAAAACUUAUUCGUAAUUUAUUUCUAACUAUUUUGAAAAAAUUAAAAACGAAUUACAAAAGUGAUUUUUGACUAAUAUUUCUUAAGAUGUACUAUUUAUAUCGAAUAAUUUAUUUCCCCCUUUUUUUUAAUGCGUUAUUCACUUGAAAAUGGUGAGAUUUAUACUCUUUUUUUAAUUACAUUUUUUUUGUCGUGUUAC